AUGUCGCCAGACGAGAUCCAGGCGCAGUUAAGCGAGCUCUUCUGCCCACCGCUCGAUACUACUCUUGUUGCAGCCAUUGCCUACGAGCCCGGACAGACACUUCAAAGCGCAAAGGAGGUUUGCCAGACGCUUGCUGCUGCUGCUGUGCCCGAUUCACAGCCAGAGCCAGCGUCUCCACCUCGACCCUCGCAGAAGGCUCAAGAAGAUGCCAGACCAUCGCGCUCCACCGGCGGAGCUUCGGCUCGAAGAAAAGCAUUUGGCAGUAAAUUGACGAAUGGAGAUGAUACCAGCUCUAAUGACACCGCUCCAUCCUCCUCAUCAAGAACAGCCACCACAAAUACGGCGUCCACAGACACCAGCACCACCGCCUCGACAAGCAGCUCGGCCCUCAGCUCACCACAGAACACCGCAGCAGACGCAGCAACCGUCGAACGACUCCUCAACGAAUGGUCUCUAAUCGACCAAACCUCGCAAGAUCCAGACAAUCUUCGCCUCACUGAUGAAGAUACUUCUGACACAGAAGCUUCCACAGCUGCCACUUCUGAACCUGGCCACCAGCUUCUCUCCUCCACUUGCCCACGUACAGCUGAAAAGCUGAUCCAAGCUGAGAGCGAAGAAGCGGUACGACUAGGCGAGCUUUCUGGAUCGCAUCCUAUCGAUCCAUCUUCUGUCGCUCCCGGGAGCUCUGAUGUGAAUGGUGCUGGGAGGAAGGACAUGAAGUACAGGGAUACUUUCGAUCCGGUGCUCUUCUUGCAACAUGCAUUUCCUUCGCGCACGGUCGAGUUUCUAAGGGAGACAUUUAAUGAUUCGCAUGGAGAUGUGCAGACGACGUUGGAUACGAUUAUGACUAUUGAUCUGAUUGAAGCGGAGGAUGCGAGGAGUGCUAUUGCUUCCCAAGCAUCUGCUUCUAGUGGCGGUGAAACACGCAAAGGGGGAGGAUUGGAUUACGAAGCGCUCGUCAACGGCACUGGUGUAGCCGGGCCGGAAGAUCCCAACCUCAAAGGCAAGAAACGUCGCGCUGCUCGAAAGCGACUACAACAAGAACAGAGACUUGUCUCUACCGGAUUCCCAACCACUGGUGCUAAGGACAAAGGCAAGCUCACAGUCAACCUCACCGAUGCCCGUCACGGAGGCCCUUCUUCCAACACCCUCCUCAAAAAGCUCGCAGACACUCCUUCCUCACAACGAUCUCGCACCAGCACACCCCUCCCGCAACUGACAGACGAAGAAUUAGCAGCUAAACUCGCCGCCGAGGAAGAAGCCGCUUCUCGUGACCCAGACGCAGAUCGACCAGUAUCGGACAAUCAAUGGCUUCUCACCUCCUCCGUCCUCGCACAACUUUCGACUCUACUGGACAUCGAGUCGAGCAAAACCACAUCCACGUACAACUCUUCGUCCUUUAAUCUCGCGGUCUGUUUUGCAAGGCUACUCGAGGGGGAGGCGGACAAGUAUCCGACACUCUCAAGUCUGGACGAAGCGGGAGACGCGCCUAGUGGGACAGCGGAGAACAUAGCAAAUGGCAUUGCGGCUAUUAGAGGAGUGACGCAGAGUGCAGCGAGUAAAGCGUUGAGGGCGACCAAGGGGAGACAGGAUGCAGCGUUGGAUUUGUUACAAUUGCAAGGGUUGGUGCAGCAGCAGGUGGGUGAGGUGGACGCGUUGGAUCCGAUGGGUAGGUUGAGGGAGUUAGGUGCUGCAGAAGUGCCGAAGAGUGUUGAAGCUGCUAGUGUUAAGGGCUAUGUUAUCGAUGCUCGUGCAGGAGAAGGCAAGUUUGUAAAGACCUUCCCCAAUCCAUCACAGGCUGCGCUCGCGAAGGGCAAUUCAAAUGGCGGUGGAGGAAGUUUCUACUCGAAUGUCGUUGGCCGCAAGAUGCCCGGCCCUACUUCUGGUGCAGCAGAGGCUUUCCGAUCAGGCUCAGCCGUCGCAUCCGUCUUCCCUGCCAGUUCUGCAUUCGUCAACCCCGCAGCAGAUAACGACCUUCUGAACGACCCAGUCGCAAUCGAAAGAGGUCUUGCCUCCCACACAGCCCACUACGACCCCUUACGUCGUAUGACAGAAUACCGUCUCGUAGCUGAAGGAUACCGCAUGCGUCGAGAUGAAGUCCUUCGCAAGGCUGCUUCCGCCUGGAAGACUCAACGUGGCGGUGUCCGUACCGGAGGCAAAGGUGGCGACGGUGGUAGAGGUGGUAUUGCAUGGCACUAUGCUGACGAAGCCCGUCGUUUAGACGCAAAAUCACGCGCUUGGUCCCUUCGUGCUUCCCAAGCUCUUGUCGAAGAUCGCCGUAGAGCAGCCAUCGGUGUUGUCCGACCAGGUACGCAGCCUACAGCAUUCAAUACCGUGGCGAGCAACACGAUCGACCUGCACGGUGUGACGGUGCAUGAAGCAUUGUCGAUUGUGAGGGAGCAGGUGACGAGGUGGUACGCGCGACCUGGGCCGGGGAUGAAUCCACCACCGUUCAAGAUCAUCACGGGUGUCGGGAGACAUUCGCCUCAUCAGAUUGCUGUAUUGCGUCCGGCAGUUGCUAAGAUGUUGGAUAGAGAAGGGUGGAGAUACGAUGUGGAUCAUUCGCGAGGUGCGAUAAUUGUUCGUGGGACCAAGUAG
Molecule: messenger RNA, 2598 nt
Organism: Ustilago hordei
Lineage: Eukaryota; Fungi; Basidiomycota; Ustilaginomycetes; Ustilaginales; Ustilaginaceae
Exons: 1
Coding region: 1-2598 (865 amino acids)
Source: RefSeq, a predicted model, not a curated record